CCUUCCUGCAGCCCCUCACUUCAAACUACAGUUGAGCAGACAGCGAUGAAUCCAGCAGGUUACACGCCUGAGGCUGUUCCAUUGCAGGGGGGGUAUGAUGGGCGCCCUGGACAGCCUGGAGAACAGUCAGUGGUUCAGCACACCACUGUGAACGUCACCACUGAACCCCCCAAGGACGACAUCAUCUGGUCCCUCUACAGCUUUGUCUACUCAAACUACUGCUGCCUUGGACUGGCGGCUCUCAUCUUCUCCAUCAAGGCCAGAGACCGGAAGGUGGUUGGAGAUCUGGAGGGUGCCCGACACUACGGCUCCACUGCCCGCUGUCUCAACAUCUGGGCCACAGCCCUGGGUUGCGCCCUGGUCGUCAUGAUAAUCAUCCUCUUCAUUGUACAGACAGUCUUUGCUUAUUGAACACAUUUUUUUUCCUUUUUUAUACCUUUUUACAUGUAUUCUCAAACUAAAAUGAUGCACAUUUUUAUUAGUGUAACAAAAGUCUUAAAGGGAACUCAUCCGUGUCUCCUUAAAUGAUUACAAUUUGUAAUCAGUUACGCCUAAUGUUAUUACAUUCUGAUUUUCCUGUCUACAAGGCCUGUGUUUCAACAACUCUUAUAAAACCAGAGCAGUUUUAUCUGUCAAUAAAGGUGUCUGCUUCAUAA
Molecule: messenger RNA, 656 nt
Organism: Epinephelus fuscoguttatus (brown-marbled grouper)
Lineage: Eukaryota; Metazoa; Chordata; Actinopteri; Perciformes; Serranidae
Product: dispanin subfamily A member 2b-like
Exons: 2
Coding region: 46-411 (121 amino acids)
Cellular component (GO): plasma membrane
Source: RefSeq, a predicted model, not a curated record